Molecule: messenger RNA, 4116 nt
Organism: Exaiptasia diaphana
Lineage: Eukaryota; Metazoa; Cnidaria; Anthozoa; Actiniaria; Aiptasiidae
Product: rabankyrin-5
Exons: 25
Coding region: 28-4005 (1325 amino acids)
Biological process (GO): protein localization to ciliary inversin compartment
Cellular component (GO): ciliary inversin compartment
Molecular function (GO): metal ion binding; protein binding
Source: RefSeq, a predicted model, not a curated record
UUUUUAGCUGGGCUGCCUGUGCUGCCUAUGCAGAGAGAGGAAGACCUCGGAGAGGAAGACAACAUGGAUGGAGAAGAUCAAGUUUCCAAACUUGAGAGACAUCUUACUCUCUUGAAAGAGGAAUAUGUUAAAUUACAAAACAAGAUGGUUGAACUAGAGAAAAAAUAUGAUAUUGCUGUUGCUUCAUUGGGGCAAUCAGAUGAAAAUGCGUUUGUCACUAAGCUGCUUAAAACAGUUGCAGAUUUGUUUGAUAAAGAUUUAUACAGUGACAUCAUAGUUUCAUUUGGAGGUCAAACAAUCAAAGCUCAUAAGUUCGUUCUUGCUGCAAGAAGUGACAACUGGUGUAACAGAGACUUGAAUGAAAUUGAUGAACUGCAAUUAAAUGGUGUUAGUGUAAAUGUUGGCUUAGCUCUUAUGAAAUGGGUCUAUACUGACAAAGCAACAAUACCCAAAGAUGAAUCGUUUCUGAUUGAAUUGGUAAAAGCUGCUAACACAUAUAAUUUAAAAGACUUAAAAGUCAGGUGUGAAAGAAUAUUGAUGUCAUCAGUAACUGUGUCUAACUGCAUCAAAUUUUACCAAACUGCUGAGGAUAUUGGCGCCAAAGAAUUGCAACUUUAUUGCAGUGAAAUAAUAUCUUGUCAUUGGCAUGACUUGAAAACGGAAGACUUUAUAAACAUCAGUGCACCACUUUUGUAUGAAAUGUUCAAGUCCAAAUCAACUCAUCCUCUUCAUCUAGCCAUAACACAUCAUAGAGAGGAUAUUUUGUUUUUGUUUCUUAUUGAAUUCCAUUCACAGCUUCCGCAGAAACUGGAUGAAUUUGAUCCUACAACUGGGCAACUUCCACUGGAAAUUGCUUUGACUCAACAUCAAGAGAGUAUAGCUAAAACCUUAGUUAGCCAUGGCUGUGACAUUAACAAGGUGGAUGAACAUGGAAAUUACCUUCUACAUAAAGCUAUCAAAAAUGGAGAUGAGUUUGCUGCUAAAUUUUUGAUCAAAAAUGGAGCCUCUACAAAUCUCCCAAAUCAAAAUGAAUAUGCAACUGCACUUCACUUUGCUGCAUCAUAUACAUUGAUACCACUGAUGGGUAACAUGAACAAGAGAACAUCCAUUGAAGGGAUGACAAGGAUAUUGGAACUUCUUCUUGAUAAUGGAGCUGAUCCAAAUGCUCAGGACAGCCAAGGAAGAACCCCAUUACACAGAGCCAUUGAAUCUCGUAAUGUUGCGGUUUUUGAUGCCUUACUGCAGAGGCAGAGCUUAGAUCUAGAGGUGCAUGAUAAUAGAGGUUUUACUCCUCUUUGGUUGUCACUGGAUGACAAUGAAUGCUUUGAUCCUGGUGAUGAAGACAGUUUUGGUGCCAAGCUUGUUUCACAUGGUGCAUCAACUGAUACAUUGCAUGAAACCACUGGUAACAGUCUCCUUCACUUUGCUGCAUCAACUUAUCAAGAGAAAGCUGGAGUCUUUCUUGCUUCCCAUGGUGCAAAAUCAAAUCAUGUCAACAAUGAAGGAGAAACACCUUUACAUGUGGCAGCAAGAAAUGGCAUGGUCACUUUGAUAACAGAACUAUUAAACAAUGGAGCCAACCCAAAUGCACAGACAACUUGCACUGAAAAGAUGGAAGAAAGGGAAAAUGAGCGUUCACAUGCAAGGGACCUUGCAAAGAUACAGGCCAGGACAAAAGCAUUAGAUAUCAUUAAACAGAACCAAAAAAAUGCAAAAGAUAAAAGAAAAGAAGAUGAAUUAAUGCUUGGACAACAGUUGGGCGACUCACAGGAAGAUAUUCAUAACGCAGUGGCAGACUCUAUUAAAAGAGCAAAUCCUUUUCAAGAAGACCUAGGGAUAAGUCAUAAUCCCUUUGAAGAAGACCUUGGACUAAGCUCUAAUCCUUUUGACCAAGAUUCAGGACAGUGCAUUAAUUCUGAUGAUUCAAAUCCAUUUAUGGAAGACAUAAGAGCGGAAACAUACACCUCCUUGGAGCACAGCUAUAAAGAAACUACAAAAUUAAAAAGUAGAGCAACAAAUUUUGAAGAAGAAUUCUAUAAUCCAACUGAGGAAGAAAUCAAGAAAGUGAUGAAAGACCAAAAUCUUUAUAAAGAUCCAUUUGCUAAUACUAUAAUUGCAGACUGUUAUGGAAAGACACCUUUGCAUGAGGCUGUUAUUUAUAGACAUGAGGAUGUCCUGAACUGUUUUAUAAAUUUUCAAGAUAGUAACUGCAGAGGUGGAAGGCUUCACUUACUUCCUGAUUACAAUCUUAUUGAUUCUGAAGAACAAACAUGUCUCGAGGUCGCACUUUGGACCAAACAAUACAAAAUGGCAAGUAGACUCUUGGAAGCCGGAGCAAACAUCAAUCUUCAUUUACCUAGUGGUCUUACAAUAAUUCACAAAGCAAUAAUGAAGCAGGAUGUUGAGACAUCUUUAUAUUUAUUAAAUCAUGAAGUGGAUUCCAGUCUCAGGACAAACAAUAACACAUCUGUUCUUCAACUUGCUAUACAAUACUGCCUUCAACCUGUAGUGGAAGCUUUAUGCUCAAAGAAUAUAGACUUAGAUGCUUGUGAUGACAGUGGAAACUGCCCAUUAUGGACUGCCCUUGCGAGUGGACAAAUCAACAUWGCCACAACAUUGAUAUCACAUGGUUGCAGUCCAGAUGCAUGGAGCAUUGGACCCAAUGGAUGCACCCAUUCCUUACUUCAUCGUGCCAUAUGUGAUAAAUAUGUGGAGACAGCUUGUUUUCUCAUAAGAAACAAUUGCGACAUCAACAGCCCCCGUAGACCUGGACCUGAAGGUGAUGGAGGAAUAGAAGCCUGGGAUGGUCUUAGCCCUUUACAUCUUGCAUGCACUUCAAGCCUUGACAUAGUGGUACAGUGCCUUGUGGAACAUAAAUGUAAUGUGAACAGUAAAGAUUCAGAAGGACGUGCUCCCAUACAUAUUGCCAUAAGUUCUAAACAUCCAAUCAUAACAUCUUUACUCCUUGCUCAUCCUGAUAUUGAUGUGGCUUCAAAAGACAGGAAGGGAAAUUCACCCUUUGCUUUGGCUAUGUCAGUCAAAAACCAUGAGGCUGCUUCUGCCAUUUUAUCUCGAGAACCAGAUGCAGCUGAACAGUUUGAUGCCAAGGGACUGAAUUUUCUUCAUGAAGCAGUGUUAAACAUUGAUGUUGAGACAAUAUUGUUUCUGGUUGGAGUUGGUGCUGAUGUAAACUCACAAGUACAAGAUUCAUCUCACCAGACUGCCCUGCAUCUAGCUGUKACAUCUGGCAAUGAAAUGAUAGUCCGGCACUUACUUUUAGCUGGAGCUCAAUUGAAUGAUUGUGAUAAACAUGGUCAGACGUCUUUACACAUAGCAGCAAUCAAGAAUCAUCCAAGUAUUAUAAGUGCAUUGUUAAGAGAGGGAGUUGACCUUGAUGCUGUCGAUGAGAGGGGAAAUAAUGCACUGCAUGUGUCAGUACAACAUGGUCAUCUUGAAUGUGUCCGAGUUCUUCUAACAGAAAGUUCUAUCAAUGCAGAAUUAAAAAACACAAGAGGUCAAAAUCCUCUCCACAUUCUUUGCCAGUACUCAAAUGAGAAUGCUUUGGCUAUUUUGGAGCUGUUUUGCCAAACAAUGCCAGAAUACCCAAUAAAUGCAUCGGAUGUUGAUGGGAACACACCUCUUUUUCUGGCUUACAUAAAUGGAGCAGCUCGCCUUUGUAGGGAGAUUCUUCGAAAUGGUGGUUUGCUUGCCACAGUGAAUAAAUAUGGCAUAUCGAUAUUCAACGCUGAAGUGCCAACAAAAAAAUUACUGUUCUCAUUACUUGAUAUGCUUGAUGCUGAGCCCCCCUGGUCAGAUGGUUCGAAUUGCCAUGAAUGCUCCGUGAGGUUUACCGUUAAAACAAGAAAACAUCACUGCCGGCACUGUGGUCGUCUUCUUUGUGGCAAAUGCUCUGAUAAACAAAUUCCUAUAGUAAAGUAUGAACUUACUAAACCAGUGAGAGUAUGUAGUAUUUGUUUUGAUAUGUUAACUUCGGGAGUUCGAUAGACUUUCUGGCAGUGACAGACAAGAUUGGCUUUUACAUGAACAGGAUAUUUGGACAUUGUCUUGGCAUAAUUUGCAUGAGUUUGAUUUUAUUGAAAUAAAAUAAUUCUCUUU